This is a messenger RNA of Paraglomus brasilianum, 3510 nucleotides long. Lineage: Eukaryota; Fungi; Glomeromycota; Glomeromycetes; Paraglomerales; Paraglomeraceae. The record is from the annotation of a GenBank genome assembly.
AUGGGAAACGUUGGGAGCUCUUUGAACGAACACCCGGCUCUAUACACAAGCAAUCCCGAGCGAUUUCGAAUCACCGAGAUUAUAGUUUCCAACUCUUCCUCCGAUCCGUACAUAACGUUCCCUGUUUCCUCGAAUAAAGUAGUCGCUGUAUCCAAUACUUCAGAUCUGCUCGAGUUUGCUCAGGAUCCGGACGCCCAAGAAAUCUCUUUCAGUCAGCUGUUACCAAAGUUCGUAAAGGACAAACAUUUAAAGCUUACGUUCAAAUUCAGCAUUGGGUCCGCCGAUGGAGAUAAAAACGAAGUCAAGGGAUUGACUUUUAUAAACGUUGCAAAUGAAAAAGAAUUAGUAAGAAUAUUAACCGUCGAAUUUAAUGAUGAUCCGAAUCUACACAAGCACCCGAACGUUGCACUUGUCGGGAACUUUGAGACUGACGGUACAAAACCUACUGAGCAUGAAUGGACCUGGAAAUGGGCGGCUCCGCAAACUAUGGACGAAAUACACAAUGGCUGGCGAAAUUAUUGUUGCUUCGUUGAAUACGACGCAAAGGAGAAUGCUUUCCUGACAUUGUCCUCAUUCACUUUCUGGGUAGCAGAAACAGUACGGUUUUCUUUUCAUCGACACUCGAAAAGUUCUAGCUCCUUGGAUGGUUUAUCGCAUUUCGCUUCUUCACCGUCAUCAUCGUUGUUGAACAAUUAUAAUACUUGGUCUCCUGGCAUGACACGCAUUAUUCGCACAUCAAGUCCUGAAAAUCCGCCUCAACAGGCUUCAAAUUUAUCCAUGCUAACCGUUGGUUCGACAUCCACCUCUGUGUCAGGUAGCGGGCGUCGUACUUCCGAUGACCUCAUACGUCAGCAUGAACCCGAAGACGGCCCUCUAUUCCGGGCAACAUUAACUGCUUUCGAGAAGAAGACGGGCUCGCUUCGCCAUCAUAUCAAGCGAAUCAUGAAAACAGCGGCAAAUAAUCAUGAGGCAUUGCAGGGAAUGGCAGAGGCCGACGAUGAGUUCAUAUCUGCCUUGAAAGCUGCAGCAGCAGCACAUCCACAAGCCUUUCAGCCUAUACUCGAGAACUAUUUAGAUGAGGCUAUGAAGAUGAUCUCCACAAAUCGAGAGACAUACACCCGGACGAUACAAGUUCUGCUUAUUGAACCGUUAAGGAAGCUGUAUGAAAAUGAUAUCAAGGUUGCAGAUGCUAAGAAGAAGGCAUUUGAUGAGGAAUCCCGUGAUUAUUAUCAAUUUCUAUCAAAGUAUUUAUCAAUAAAACCAGAUAGUGCUAAAGAAAAGAAGAAACUUGAGUCAGAUUCCAAGUAUCAGAAUAAACGAAAAAACUUCGAAUUGAAACGUUUCGACUAUCAUGCUUACAUGCAAGAUCUACAUGGAGGGCGGAAAGACCAAGAGAUCCUGUAUCAUUUGACAAAUUUUGCUGAAAAACAACUGAACUUCUAUCAACAAACAACAGCAGGAUUGCUGAGUCUGAAACCAAAUCUCGACAAAUUAACUGCAGAUGUAGCUGAAACGGCAAAGGAAAUGCACUUGAUGAGGAAAGAGAGGGAAGAGAGAAGACGAGCGCUUGAACAGCGUUCCAACACCAUACCGCCUGAACCCUUGCAUGAUGGUGACAUGUCAAUUGCCAAUAAUGCUAAUGUAUUAGCUAAUGAUAGCAUUAGCGAUUCUGUUGAAAAUGGGCCUAGUCUAGCUGGAUCACCGCCAACCGGACAGAACAAAUUUAGAGGAAUUCGUGAUCUAGAACAGCAUGACGCAGAGUUAGCAUCUGCUGCUGGUAGAAGAAAAGAGGGAUUUCUUUUUGCUACGCCUCGUGCAACUCAGCACGGUGCCGUGGAUCAAUUAGCAAAGAAUACCUGGCACAAGUAUUGGUGCGUUUUGGCUGAAGGUCAACUUCGAGAAUACAGCAACUGGAAAAAACAACUUGAAACCCACAAUGAACCAAUUAACCUACGUUUUGCAACGGUGAAAGAGGCACGUGGUGCUGACCGUCGUUUCUGUUUUGAAGUCAUUACGCCACAGUAUCGACGUAUUUAUCAAGCUACCUCUGCGGAAGAUAUGGCGUCUUGGAUGGCUGUAAUUUCCAACGCAAUAGAAAGUCUCCUCAAUGGUACUAGCAGUUGUCGGGAUUUAAAUCAAAUAGUUCCUAAUGAAUCCAAUUCGCCGGAGCCAUCGAAAAAGAAGCAAAUAAAAAGAAGAGGAACUCUUUCCAGUUUGGCGGAAAAGCGAAGGUUUGAUUUGAGAAAGGGGCAGUCGUUUGGUGUUAAUAUGAAUGGGAGUUACUCAUUUAAUCUUAGUGGUCAACAAGAGGCGGAAGAUGAAACGACGAAGAGUGUUGCCGAGAUAAUAAAGAAUACGGAUCCAGCAAAUUGUAUUUGUGCGGAUUGUGGAUCGAAAAAGACUGAAUGGUGUUCUAUCAACUUGGGCGUUAUACUAUGCAUUGAAUGCUCGGGAAUACAUCGUAGUCUUGGUACCCAUGUCUCCAAAAUACGAUCUCUUACUCUUGAUACAACGUCAUAUACGCCGGAUCUCGUAGAGUUAAUUAAACGUUUGGGUAAUGCGCGGUCGAAUGAAAUCUGGGAGGCAACACUAAAAGCCCCGGAAAAGAAGUCCAGUGGAGUUCCUACUCCUCCGCCCAAGAACGACGGAGUUCAGUCACUACCCCCAAAUAACGCUAGUUCGUCCGCACCUUCCAACACAGAUUCUGAAUGGGAAGACCUUAUAAAUGCCUUUUCUAUAAGCCAAGCGAAGAAAUUGCCUCCCUUGCCUAAGCCUACUGGCACUGAUUCCAGGGCGCAGAAGCAGAAGUUUAUCGUAGCGAAAUAUGUAGAUAGAAGUUACGUUGAUUUCUCGCUUGUCGAUGAAGAUAGGACGGCAACUGAUAUGCUAUUUGAAGCAGUAAAAGAAAAUGAUAUACCUCGAGCAAUGCAGGCUAUAGCAUUGAGGGCAGAUUUUAAUACAGCUCGUCGAUUUGAAGUUGAGGAGGAUCACGGACUGAAGACUCCUCUUCUCCUAUCACUUCUCCAUAUAGAUGAUAGUCGAGCCAUUCGAAGUAAUGGUAAAUUGGUGUUUCCAAUGGCUGAAUUACUUCUUCAGAAUGGAGCAUUAGCUGAACAUGCUUUAGUAGAUGAUCUGGAGGAGGCGCUUGGCCUUGGUAAUCAGACAUCGGUACGAGCAAGCACCAAGAGUGUUGGGGAAUGGGCAGCUGAGGUGAUGGGUGAUUUGAAGAGGAGUAAGACCACAUUGGAAACAGUACAGGCGAGUGGUAAUGAUGCGGCUAUUAGAUAUCUCACUCCAAAAGUUCUAGCUCGUGGAACAUCUGCUCCUAGUAACGGGAACACUGCUCAGGUGGUUACAACGAGUACUGGCGGAGUGGUCGGGGGGACUGCAUUGGAAAAGCGAACACCUUCGAAUCUGACGAGAUCGUUGUCGAUGUCAACAUAUGACCAGCAGUUAUGCGAAACCACUGUAUCGAUAACCAAAGAGAUCCAAGGAACUCAUGUUAGUUAG